Messenger RNA from Leishmania mexicana MHOM/GT/2001/U1103, 1026 nucleotides. RefSeq lists its product as hypothetical. Bases 1 to 1026 code for a protein of 341 amino acids. Lineage: Eukaryota; Euglenozoa; Kinetoplastea; Trypanosomatida; Trypanosomatidae. The record is from RefSeq and is a predicted model, not a curated record. The transcript has a single exon.
AUGGUGUCGUGGUGGCCGUUUCAGCGCGGGCACCAGCCUGCCGCCGCUGGCGGCCCCUCGCCAUCCCCCUCGAGCGACGCCGGCAGUGGUGAUGCGACGGUGCCGUUUUCUCGCAGUCUUAUGGAUACGGAGUCGUUCGACAAUGUAGUCACUGGUAAGGAUCGCGAGUACGGUGACAGCGGCGUCGCCUACUCGCAGUUUGAUCGAAUGCGCAGUGAGCAGAAGAUACGGCGCCACGGUGACGGCCGCGCGUCAACGAUGGACGUUGAGUCGAUCGACAUGCUUGUGAAUCGCUAUGAAAAUGAGUUCCGCCAGGCUGACGAGCACAUGAAGGCUCGUGAGGCGCAGCGGUCGGUCCUGCAGCGGUACGACUACGCCAAUGACCGACGCUACCAGCAGUGGACGGCGGAGCAGAAGGAAAUACGAGAGAAGCUGAAGAUCCACUGGCUGGACUGGAUGAUCGAUCAGCCUUCAGACUGCCUCGUCUACUUCCUGCGUGUUUGCACGACAGCUGGAUUUUGUUUCGGUGCAGGUCGGACCGCCCACCUGUACCGCACCAUGGACAAGACGUACGCAAAGCUGAACGGCGUCACGCUCGGAAGCAUCGCCUUCCACGAGAUUACAACGUCGGUGACCAAAGGCGGGGCGGUAGCCCUGAUGGGCACCAUCGGCAUGCCGGUCGGUGACGCCUUGACGAACCUGUUUAUGCUGCUCUGGUCGGGUGACGUUUCCUCGCCGCAGCGUACAUGGUGGCACAUCGUGAACUCCAGCCUCUGCUCGGGCUUUCUCGGUGGAGUGGCUUAUGUGGGUUUCAACUACAAGCAGCUCACUCCAUGGGGGGUGCGCGCGCUGCUGUCACUCUCUACAGGCUCCGGGACAGUAGCCGGCUUGUACCUGGGCUACGUAAUCUAUCGGCCCUAUGCGGCACAGCGGACCCACAACUUGUAUGAGCCGCACUGGCGCCCCUGGCAAAGUCGUCAUCAGCGCGAUGCAGGUCCUUCCAACGUUCGUGGGAAGUACCUGUGA